Molecule: messenger RNA, 3997 nt
Organism: Electrophorus electricus (electric eel)
Lineage: Eukaryota; Metazoa; Chordata; Actinopteri; Gymnotiformes; Gymnotidae
Gene: abcb6a
Product: ATP binding cassette subfamily B member 6 (LAN blood group) a
Biological process (GO): heme transport; transmembrane transport
Cellular component (GO): vacuolar membrane
Molecular function (GO): ATP hydrolysis activity; ATP binding; ABC-type heme transporter activity
Source: RefSeq, a predicted model, not a curated record
AAGCGUCGCACCGUUGCAGUGCGCAAGGUCAGAGAACGAGCUUAGUAGAAAUGUUUGGCUGUAGUGUCCGUCUUUCUUGUAGCUAUAAUUGUAAGUAACUUUUUUUUUUAGCGUUACGGAACAUUUAGCAUCGAGUCGUCGAAGUCUUCAGUUUUAAAAAGGCUCCUGAAGUGCCUGCCACCUGGCCGUCAUGGUGGGGCUGGUGAAGAGCUACUGCGAAGAAGGCAUAUCCAUGCAGCAGGUGUGGGUAGAGGGCGGUGUGACACCGUGCUUCUUCUUCACCCUGGCACCAUCCGUCCUGCUGAGCCUGGCCUGCUUGCUGGGUGCCAUGCACUGUGUGCGCUAUGUCCGCCUCGGCACCGACAUGGAGCCCAAGUUUGUGCCACGCUCCUGCCUCUAUGCCCUGCAGCUGGUCCUGACGGCGCUGCUCGCCCUGCAGGGCCCAGCAUGGGCUGGGUGGCGAGCGGCGCAGGCCAGCCCCAUGGCACCCGCUGGAUACGUGGUGCUCUACGGCUGCCUGACAACACUGGGCUGGGCCUGGGCGGGCGCCUUGCUGCGACUGGAACGGUGCAGGGUGCCGACGGGCAACCGCACCAGGGGCCACAGCGCCGCCCUGCUGCUCUACUGGGCUGUGGCGUUUGCCGCCGAGAACCUGGCCUUCGUUUCCUGGUCGAGCCCUCAGUGGUGGUGGCGGCUGGAGAGCAGCCAGCAGCAGGUGGAGUUUAUGUUCUGGCUCUUCCGUUACCUCAGCUCAGGGACACUGUUCUUCCUAGGCCUCAAGGCCCCAGGGUUGCCACGACGACCCUACAUGCUCCUCAUCAACGAGGAUGAGCGCGACAUGGAACAUGGUGGACAGCCCCUGCUGGGUGCGGAGGCGAGCCCCCCCUCGGCCUGGCGGGACUUUGGGCGGAAAGUGCGGCUGCUGGCGCCGUACAUGUGGCCCACUGGCAACAUGCUCCUGCAGCUGCUCGUCCUGCUCUGCCUUGGUCUGCUGGGGGCUGAGCGCGCCGUCAAUGUCUUCGUGCCCAUCUACUAUAAAAACAUAGUGAACGAUCUCACAGGCAGGAGUCCUUGGAAGACUGUGGCCACUACGGUGUGCAUCUAUGUUCUGCUCAAGUUCCUGCAGGGUGGUGGUGCAGGUUCUUCUGGCUUUAUCAGUAACGCGCGCUCCUUCCUGUGGAUCCGCGUGCAGCAGUACACCAGCCGCGUGGUGCAGGUGCGCCUGUUCGCCCACCUGCACUGGCUCUCUCUGCGCUGGCACCUGAGCCGCCGCACCGGAGAGGUGCUCCGCAGCAUUGACCGUGGCACCUCCUCCAUCGACAGCCUGCUCAGUUACAUUGUCUUCAGCAUUUUUCCCACCAUUGCUGACAUCAUCAUCGCCAUCAUCUAUUUCAUCUCCUACUUCAAUGCCUGGUUCGGCCUCAUAGUCUUCAUCUGCAUGGCCCUUUAUCUUACUCUCACAGUCAUCAUCACAGAGUGGAGGACGAAGUACAGACGUGACAUGAACACGCACGACAACAACGCCAAGGCCAAAGCAGUGGACUCCCUGCUCAACUUUGAGACGGUGAAAUACUACAACGCGGAGAGCUACGAAGUAGGCCGCUUCGAAGAAGCAAUCCUCAAAUAUCAGUUAUUGGAGUGGAAGACAAACGCUUCCCUGGCGCUGCUGAACCAGACGCAGAAUGCCAUCAUCGGCUCGGGUCUGCUGGCCGGCUCACUGCUCUGUGCCUACUUCGUCACAGAGGGCAAGUUCGAGGUGGGAGACUACGUUCUGUUUGGAACGUACAUCAUCCAGCUUUACACACCUCUCAACUGGUUUGGAACGUACUAUAGAGUUAUCCAGAGGUCCUUUAUCGACAUGGAGAACAUGUUCAAGCUCUUUGACGAAGAGGAGGAGGUGAAGGAUGACGUGAACGCAGGAAGCCUUCUCUACAAGCUGGGGAGGAUUGAGUUCGACAACGUCUCCUUCAGCUACACGGAAGGGAAGGAGAUCCUCAGGGGCGUCUCUUUCACGGUCUUACCUGGCCAGACCGUCGCACUUGUCGGCCAGUCGGGCUCCGGAAAGAGCACCAUCAUCCGCCUGCUCUUCCGCUUCUACGAUGUCCAAGGCGGUUGCAUCCGCAUCGAUGGCCAGGACAUCACCAAGGUAAAGCAGGCCUCCCUGCGAGCUCACAUCGGUGUGGUUCCGCAGGACACUGUCCUGUUCAACGACAACAUCCGCGAGAACAUCCGCUAUGGCCGCAUUUCAGCCACUGACCAGGAAGUGGAGGAGGCAGCCAUCGCCGCUGACAUCCAUGACCGCAUCCUGUCCUUUCCCGAGGGCUACGACACCCAAGUGGGUGAGCGAGGGCUGAAGUUGAGCGGCGGAGAGAAGCAGAGAGUCGCCAUCGCUCGCACCAUUCUCAAGGCACCCGAGAUCAUCCUCCUGGACGAGGCCACUUCUGCGCUCGACACACAGACGGAGCGCAACAUUCAGGCCUCGCUGGCCAAAGUGUGUGUCAACCGCACCACCAUCGUAGUGGCCCACAGAUUGUCCACCAUCAUUGGAGCUGAUCAGAUCCUAGUUGUACGUGAUGGCCAGAUCGCAGAGAGAGGAAGACACGAGGAGCUGCUGGCCAAGGGUGGCCUCUACUCUGACAUGUGGCUGAAGCAGCAACAGGCCCAGGAUUCGGACUCUGCCUCGGACACGGAGGCUAAAGACACACGGCCAGAGAAACUCCAACCCCCAGCACCAUCUGUGGGCCACAGGAGUCACUGAGGGCUUUGAUGCACACUACAGAGGUUUCUUGAUGAUGUACACCUCAGAGGGUUUAAUAGGGAUUGGAUUUUUUUUUUCUUUUUCUUUUAACCCUAUUUAUAUCUUAAUCAUUGUAUACACAUUUGUCCACAAACUGUUGAUGAGUUUCAUUAUUUCUCUUGCAUGUUGCAUAUACUUGUUUUUUAUGAACAAGUUUUUAUUGCCUUUCACAACAGGGAUGAUGGGGGAAGGCAGAGCCGUGACAUACAAUGUUCGGUAUACACACAGAUCGAACAAAGACAGCCAGACCAAUUACAUAAUACACUUGAACACUACGAUUCUUGAAUAGACAAUACAAAUUCUCCCAGUUACUAUGUGUUGAUGGUAUUGCUUUGUUAAGCUUAGCUGUAAGAUAUUCUGUCCAAGCAAUAUUUUGGAGACAACAUUUUCAGAAUCUUAUGCAUGGUCAAUCCAAAGUCGUAAGACUUUUGGUAGCAGUAAAACCUGCUCUUGCGUCUGAGAAAACUUAUUUAAAUCUAUACGGGUGUAGACGACUGCCUCUUCAUCAGAUUUCGAAUGGACUGAACGAGAAAUUCGGAAUUCCAUCAAUGUUCAUUGUGUGUGGAAAUAUGUAAGGCAAGUUUAAAACUUUAAAUAUGGAGGAAGCCAACACAUCAUUAUUGAUAUUAGGAGAGAAAGGCGAUGAGUAAUGCUAAACACACAUCUCCUUCUUGUGACUUUAGAUUAUUUCUUCAUCAGAGAAAUAAUGUGCUUGAAUAUAAUGCACAUCAGUGCAAUUACAUCUACUGUGAUUUCUAAACUGACAGUGCAGCUAGCUGUCUUUAAAAGUUAACAAACCUUGCAGUUAGCAGCAGUUACUGUUUUUAAACAAAAUGUAGUGACUGCUCACAGCUGCAUGCAAGGAGGCCGUACGGACUUACUGACAGUGUGAAAUCUUAUAAAUGACAUAUCUGCUUUAGAUUUGUAUAAUAUGAAGUCAAAGAAAUACUAAAAGCUUAAAUGUAUGGGUUCUCAUCACAUGUGUAUUGCAUGAGGGUAAAAAGAUCCACAGAUAAUUUAAUUUUAUCUUUUGCUGUUAUUUAGGAAAUUACAUUCUGCUCUCUGACAGAACAGUUUGAGGAGCAGGGUUUUUUGUGUGUAAAAUGUUAUUUUUUGCGAGUGGACUGUAUCUAUUACUGCCUGGUUUUGUACGUAAUUGUUAAGAUGGGUGAUUUUAUAUUAAAAUUAAUGAAAACGUGA